UCAUUUGAUGAGCAAUGUUAUUUAAUUAAUUUUUGUUGUCAUUUAUUGUAUGUACUUAUUUAAUUUUAAUCGAUCUGCGGUCGUAUUCGUCUCUAAUGUGUUAUUAAAAAAAAACGAAAUUUUUGUACUACAAAAUAAUAAUAAUAAUUUAAAAUAUGCCAUUUAUGAAGAAUAAAAUAAUUAAAGUUCAAGAAAAUUAAUGAUUUAAUUUCAACUUUUUGUCGGAAAUAACACAAUGUCGAAUUAUGAUAAGUUGAAGCUGCUUAUUUGGAAAAAUUUUCUUCUACAAAGAAGACAUAAAUGGCAAACAAUUUUUGAGAUAGCCUCACCUGUGAUUUUUUCAUUAUUUCUUAUAUUAGUUAGAUGUCUUGUGGAUCCAGUAUCAAAACCAGAUAUCACAUAUCCAGCCUUCUUACCAACUUAUUUUAAUAUUAGUGGCCAACAUUUAGGUAAUUUAACGAGUGCUAGAAAAGAAGGCACUUUGGCCUUUUCACCCGAGAACCCGCUUACAAGAAAAGUAACUGAAGAUGCGAUGGCAACAGUGGCCUUAGACAAUCUCAAUGGAGUGCUUGCAUUAUUAUUUGAUACACAUAUGCUACCAGCACCUAAAGGAUACAAAAAUGCUCAUGAAAUGGAACAGGCUCUCACGCAACCCAAUGCAAUGAAUCAAAUCCUUGUAGGAAUUCAAUUUAAUGACAAUAUGAUCAAUGCUACAAAGUGGCCAGAUGAUAUUGUAGUAGCUUUAAGAUUUCCUGCUGUUAUGAGGACACCAAUGGUUGAGCAUCCUCUCCGAGCAAGCUGGAGAACAAAUCUAUUGUUUCCAUUGUUUCCCAGACCGGGCCCACGAGAUCCUGAUGAUAUAUAUGGGGGCAAAACUCCAGGUUACUCUCAUGAAAUGUUCCUCGCCGUUCAACAUGCUUUAUCUAAAGAAAUAAUAAAGCAGAAAUCAAACAAACCAUUUAACACAAAAGUGUUCCUUAAACGUUUACCCCAACUGGCUUAUAGAGAUGACCAACUACUGGUGGCUCUUGAGAGAUUUGUCUCAAUGAUUAUUAUGCUUUGUUUUGCUUACACAUUUGUGAAUACUGUGAGAGUAGUUACUGCAGAAAAGGAGUUACAGUUGAAGGAAACUAUGACAAUAAUGGGUUUGCCAUCGUGGUUACACUGGCUUGCAUGGUUCAUCAAACAAUUUUCGUUUUUAUUUAUAUCAGUUAUACUUAUUGUCAUAUUGUUUAAGAUACCAUUCAACUGGACCAAAGCAGAGGAAAGUUAUUCCUUAUUCACAUUCACCCCUUGGUCGGUAUUGCUGUUCUUUAUGUCUCUGUUUGUUGUUGCCUCACUCACAUUUUCAUUUAUGGUCAGCAUAUUUUUCUCGAAGGCGAAUACCGCCGCCUCUUUCAUGGGUUUAGCAUGGUUCUCUACCUAUUCUGUGUUCAUGCUGACACAAAUGCUUUACGAAGACAUAACUCUCACCACCAAAGUCCUGUUAAGUCUAAUAUCAAACACAGCAAUGGGAUACGCUUUCCAGUUGAUUAUUAUGUGUGAAGGCACUUCUAAAGGACUGCAAUGGAGUGAUUUUUUCAAGCCAGUCACUUACCAUGAUCAAUAUACGCCUGGUCAUGUUGUUUUAAUGCUGGUCCUGGAUUCAAUAUUAUACAUGUUGAUAGCUAUGUAUGUUGAGAAAAUACGACCGGGAUUGUACGGAGUACCUUUACCAUGGUAUUUUCCUUUUACCAAAAACUUCUGGAUGCCCAACAAAAAGAAAAUUACAGCUGUUAUCAAAGAGGGCACUGAUCUGGAGUACAAUGAUGCUUUGCUGAAGGUCAUACAUGACGAGGAACCGAAGGGCGUACCGAUAGGCGUCGAUAUACAGAAUCUCACUAAAAUAUAUAAAAGACGGAAAAAGGCUGUGGAUAAUCUGAAUCUCAGAAUGUAUGAAAAUGAAAUAACUGUGUUAUUGGGACAUAACGGUGCUGGAAAAACAACCACAAUAUCAAUGCUUACAGGUAUGGUACCUCCUACAUCUGGUUCAGCAACUAUAAAUGGUUACAACAUAGUGACCGAGACAGAACUAGCACGAAAAUCCCUUGGAAUCUGUCCACAACACAACGUUUUGUUCCCGGACCUUACUGUUGCCGAACAUAUAAUAUUCUAUUCAAGGUUAAAAGGCAUUCCGAAACGAAAAUUAUAUGAUGAAGUGAAUCAUUUUGUUAAACUGCUAGAACUUGAACAAAAGAGAGACGUGCUCUCAAAGAAUUUGUCGGGUGGUCAAAAGCGGCGACUGUCGGUUGGCGCUGCCAUGUGUGGUUCGUCGCGCGUCGUUUUGCUAGACGAACCAACCUCUGGCCUCGACCCUGCGGCUCGUCGAGCGCUCUGGGACUUACUGCAGAAAGAAAAGAAAGGUCGAACUAUUAUUCUAACAACACAUUUUAUGGACGAAGCAGAUGUGUUAGGAGAUCGCAUCGCCAUUAUGUCGGGCGGUCAGCUACAGUGUGUCGGUACAUCUUACUUCCUCAAGAAACACUACGGCAUUGGCUAUAAACUUACUAUAGUGAAGGCGAACGAAUGUAAUGUGGAGGAAAUCACUCAAUUCUUCAAAACAUACGUACCUGAUAUAAAAGAAAACACAAAUAUAGGAUCUGAAUUAACGUACAUCUUACCAAAUGACUCCGUGAGCAGAUUUCCUGAUAUGCUCAAGGAAUUUGAACAGAAAAAAGAAAUAUUGCAUGUAUCUAGCUACGGUUUGUCCGUGACUAGUCUCGAAGAAGUGUUCAUGAAGGCCGGAGCCGAAGAUAAUGAUAUAUCUUCAGCCAAAAGAAAUAAUUAUACAAAAUCCUACAGUGAAUUUGUGGUGGUUCCUGCAGAUUGUCAUCAUAACAAUUUAUUGGAAUCUGAACCUAUAGAGAAGGUGAGAGGGUUCAAAUUACUUAAAAACCACAUCAAGGCAAUGUUUCUUAAACUCGCUUAUAAUUCAAUGAGGAAUAAACUGACGACGUUCAUACAAUUCGUGACGCCUAUAAUUAAUAUAACACUGUCAGUUUUAAUAGCGAGGUCAUGGAAAUUCAUGUCGCAAUUGCCGCCAUUGACUCUUAGUUUAGAGAGUGGGUUUAGAGACACGCAAACUAUUCUAUCCCAAGGAAGUAAUCUAACAGAUAAUAGCCUGGAAGCAAAAGCUAUGACGGCCUUUAAAGAUUACUUCAAAACAUCAAAUUAUUCCGACAUGCGGCUUACUGAUAUAGGCACUAUGGAUUUGGGAAAAUUUUAUUUAAAGUUGAGUGAAGAAAAUAUUGCUCGUGUGCGCUACGAGGUAUUGGUGGGUGCUACGUUCGCAAACAAUAGCAUAACAGGCUGGUUCAGUAACUAUGGCUACCACGACUCUGCCAUAGCGCUCUCACUUGUCAACAACGCCAUCAUGCGAGCUCUCUCACCAGGCAGUUCGUUGACCUUUGUCAAUUCCCCGCUGCCAUACUCUAUUGAAAACUUGGUUCGAGUGAUGGCUACAGGAAGCAGCAUGGGUUUUCAGUUCGCUUUCAAUAUAGGAUUCUGUAUGGCUUUCGUCACUUCUUUUCUUGUACUAUUCAUAAUAAAGGAAAGAAUAAGCGGUGCAAAACUUCUACAAAGAGUAUCAGGAGUUCGGCCAGCUGUGAUGUGGACCACUGCAUUCGUGUGGGACUGGAUAUGGCUGUUUAUGGUCUACCUGUCCAUUGUGUUUACACUCGCUUGCUUUCAAGAGAAUACUCUUAAAACUCCCGCCGAAUUGGGUAGAGUUAUGUUGGUUCUCAUAGUAUAUUCUGUAGCAACGAUACCUCUACAUUAUCUUGCUUCUUUCUAUUUUGAAGCCGCUGCGACUGGCUUUUCCAAGAUGUGUUUCAUAAAUAUAUUCAGUGGAUGCAUGCCAUUUUUAAUAACUGAAGUAUUGAGACUACCUGAAGUUGGAAGCCCGUAUUAUGCGCAUAUAUUUGAUUGGAUAUUUUCACCUCUACCUAUCUACUGUAUAAGUAGAAGUUUUAGGGACAUGAGCGUGUCGUCGUUCAUGAGGUUGGCGUGCGACGGCUUGUGCGAGCAGUUCGGAAACAUCGCCAACUGCACGACCGCCACUAUUUGCACCGACCUCCACAUCGAUGUCUGUUGUAUCGACGACGACCCCUACUUAAAAUGGAAUGAACCCGGAAUUGGUCGAUACUUGUUAAUGAUGAGCCUCGUCGGCAUCAUAUCAUUCAUUCUUCUGUUAAUGAAAGAAUAUGAGCUCAUAAAAAAGAUACCAUUUUUGUCAAGUUCACGAAAGCAAGAACGAUGGCCCUCAGUUCCCUCAGACGAGGAUAGCGAUGUGGCAGCAGAACGGCGUUUCGUUGAAGGUCUCACAAGAUCCGACAUGUCACAACACAGUCUCGUCUCCAAAGACCUGACCAAAUAUUACAAGAACUUUCUGGCCGUCAAUAGACUCACGUUUGCGGUGCACAAGCGUUCAUGCUUCGGGCUGCUAGGCAUCAAUGGUGCCGGUAAGACGAGCGCGUUCCGCAUGCUGACAGGCGACACGGCCGUGUCCGCCGGCGACGCGUACGCACACGGCCUGUCCGUUACAACACAGAUACGAGACGUUCAUCGUUGCAUUGGUUAUUGUCCACAAUUCGACGCACUGCUAGAUAAUUUAACAGCGCGAGAAACGCUCCGUAUAUUUUGUUUGUUGCAAGGCAUUCCGCCCCGUGUGGGUAAGGCAAGAGCUAUACAGCUCGCCAAUAGGCUCGGUUUCAUGAAACAUUUUGAUAAAAAGGUACAUGAAUGCAGUGGUGGCACAAAAAGAAAGAUUAGCACUGCUAUUGCUCUACUUGGUGAUCCACAACUAGUGUUUUUAGACGAACCUACCACAGGAAUGGACCCAGCUUCGAAGCGGCUAGUGUGGUCUUCGAUAAGCGAGGCAGUGGCUUCUGGACGCAGCGUCGUGCUCACCUCGCACAGUAUGGAGGAGUGCGAAGCGCUCUGCUCGCGGCUUACCAUCAUGGUUAACGGCCGGUUCUACUGCCUCGGUCCUUUGCAACACCUCAAGAGCAAAUUCUCACAGGGAUAUACACUUGUUAUAAAGUGCAGAGAAGGACCAAAUAGGGAGGCGGAUAUACAAAACGUUAAUCAAUUUAUAGUAGAAAAUUUUAGAGACGCAAAACUUGCUGAAACAUACCUCGGCAUAAGUACUUACUAUUUGAACGACGUCGGCUUGCCGUGGUGGCGUGUCUUCCAUAUAAUGGAAGAAGCGCGCAAACAGUUCCCAUUAGAGGACUACUCCGUAUCGCAGACUACGCUCGAGCAAGUAUUUCUUAGGUUUACACGAAUGAACGCUACCAAUGAAUAGCAUACAACCAACGAAUAAUGAAAACAUAGUACUUAAUACCACUCAAAGUGUUAUAACAACACCUCUGAUAUGAUCUGUAUUACAGUUGAUCUCAAAGUUUGCACUGUAGGUGGCGCCCUGGAGCAUUGUAAACAGAAGCGUCAUUUGGGACUCUUGUUUAUUCUUCUCCAGAAACAACCUAGUGUCAUAAUCAAUAUUUUUAAUUUUCAUAAUCUCGUAUGUGCGCCGUAAAAUGUAAAAGUUUGAGAAACCCUUACCUACCUAUAUAAUAAACGUUCAGUAUUUAUACAUAAGUACUCAAUGUUAAUUGUCUAUAUAUUUAGAUGGUACUUACAUUUGUAAAUGUUAUUGUAUUUGAUACUAUAUGUAUAGCAAAUGUUGGUUUCAGAAUCUCUUUUGAUCUUUUAUACAGCUGUAUGUUGGUUGAUAAUAAUGUAAUAUGUACAGAUUUAGGCAUGUCCUUUCUACGAGUUGAUAACUUUCCAAGACUGAAAGUUUAAUGUACUUUAAAAUUUGCUAUACACACUUAAAUUGAAGUGUGUAUAGUUAUACAUUAAUAUUCACGUAUAUAGGUUAAUUUUUAUCUAUAGAUUGACAGUGUUGAAACAACACUUCCAGUACAAGUACAGAAUUGGUCUUACCUUUAUAAAAUAUUUUGUCAGUAUUGCUUAUACAGUGCAAUAUAUAUAAUAAUAAUAACAUAAUACGAAAUAAUGACAUACCUAAUAACACAGAAUUUUCAGUUAUCAUGGUUAAUUAUUUCGAAACUACGAAAAUUUAAUAAUUCGAAUGAAAACCAUAUAUUUUUCUA
Galleria mellonella (greater wax moth) is the source of this 6155-nucleotide messenger RNA. Its product is annotated as phospholipid-transporting ATPase ABCA3-like. The record is from RefSeq and is a predicted model, not a curated record. Bases 236 to 5344 code for a protein of 1702 amino acids. The transcript is spliced from 31 exons. Gene Ontology annotation, cellular component: intracellular membrane-bounded organelle; membrane. Gene Ontology annotation, biological process: transmembrane transport; lipid transport. Lineage: Eukaryota; Metazoa; Arthropoda; Insecta; Lepidoptera; Pyralidae. Gene Ontology annotation, molecular function: ATP hydrolysis activity; ATP binding; ABC-type transporter activity.